Messenger RNA from Populus nigra (black poplar), 2913 nucleotides. RefSeq names its product reticulon-like protein B21. NCBI's taxonomy places the organism in Eukaryota, Viridiplantae, Streptophyta, Magnoliopsida, Malpighiales, Salicaceae. Bases 581 to 2737 code for a protein of 718 amino acids. The record is from RefSeq and is a predicted model, not a curated record. The transcript has 9 exons.
AGCACCACACGUAUCUUUCUUUUGCCUGGCUCCCAGACAAAUUAGCCAAAAUGCAGCAAAGAGCACAGCUUUGACACUCCUUUAAGGGCAGCGUCUGUGUUUGCAUGUGAGACUAAUGAAUUUGAGGGUUUUGAUCCUCGGUUGCAGUGCUAUCCACAUAGAUCCUGAGGCGAGGCACAAGAGUGAAGGAAUAAAUACCCCUCAAAAGAAAGAAAAGAAAAGCAGCAGCGAGAGAGAGAGAGAGAGAGAGAGAGAGAGGGGUCUUCAUCCUUAACACCCAGAUCAUUUUACCCCACCAGAUUCUUCUCUUUUUUCUCUUCUUUUUUUCCCAUCAAUAUAUAGAGAGAUCCAGCGAUCAUACACUUACUACACAACCCCCGCAUCUCUGACUACACAACCUUCAAUUCUCUCUCUGUCCUGUCUUUCUCUUUGCAAAAGUUAAAAGGGAUCCAAAAUGUAUCUAACAUCACCAACAAGUGCUAUAUAUUGAGCUUAAAGACUCAUGCCCAAGAUUAUCACUCAUGACCGAGGAGCACAUGAUUACAAUUGAGAAGAAUAGAUAGGAUAAAAAGGGUCCAAAAUGGAUGUGAGUAGGAGAAGAGCUGGGGUUAAAACUAGUGUUGUAGCGGGUUCUGUGUGGGAGAGCAGAAUGAAACUUGAUGAAGUUAAAGGUGGAAUUAAGGUAUUUAAUGGAGAAGAGAAUGUUGAAGAGAGUAGAAGUAGUAAUGAAGAUACUGCAAAAAAGAUUGUAAAGAGAGGAGGAGGACAAACUGGUACAAGUACUGGUGUGGCUGUGAGUGGCAAGAGAAAGACUUGGAAAUCUGAGAGCUUUGAAGGUCCAAUUCAGAUUGCAAAGGGAAAAACUAGUGAAGUGCAGUGUAAAGAGUUGAGUGUUUCGGUCGAUGGAAUCAGGAGAAGUCCAGUUCAGGCAAGAAAGGGGAGAUCUGAAGGAAGUAAUAAAGAGCUUAGGUUGUCUGUUGAUGGUAUUGAUAAAAGCUUUAUUCAGGUCGAGAAAGUAAGUAAAGAGCUUGAUGAAAUUCCAAUUCAGGUCAAGAAAGGAAGUUCUGAAGCAAAUAGAGAGGUUGGUGUUUCUGUUGAUGAAAAUGAGAAUAGCCCAAGUCAGACAAGGAAACAAAGAUCUGACUUAAGAGAGGUUUUUGAAUAUGAUGUAGAAUUAAGGAAAGUAAAAUCGGAUUCUGUUAAGGUUUCAAAGCAAUCUGGUAUCGGUAAAGAUCCUGUACCUGAUGGCGGGGAUGAAAGUAAUUCAGUUCAGUUAAGGAAGGCAAAGUCAGAAACUGACAAGGUACUGAAUGAAUCGGUUAAUCGAAUUGAGAAGAGCCCACCUGAAAUCGAGGAGACUGGAUCUGAGGAAACUUGUGAAGAGUUUGGUAUGUGCCAAGAAAAGGUAAUUUCUAGUAGCGAAACCAAUGAGUUAAUAAAGAAACCAGCUCCUGAUCUUUUGGUAUAUAAUCCUCCUCCUGGUGAUGAUGAAUUUGAGGGAGACGAAGAAGAGGAAGAAAUUGAGAUCGAGAUUGAAAAGAAAACCUUAGAUAUUAAGGAGAUUAAGAUACCAGAAGAGAGGCCCAAGAAGGUUGAAACAAAUGUAGCAGAACAAAAACCUAAGAAGAUGGAGAUUUGUAUAGCAGAACAGAAGCUUAAGAGAGUGGAAGUCGGCACGCCUCAACAUAAACCUAAGAAAUUGGAGGUCAGCACACCUGGGCAGAAACCUAAGAAAGUGGAGUUUAGCACACCUGAAGAGAAACCUAAGAAGGUAGUGAGUGAAGUGAAAAAAGUUGAGCGAUUUAACAACAGAACAGCUCCAACUUCUUCAGAUGUGAACGAACAACCUCCUCCUGUGUUAAGAAGAGCAAAACUUUAUCAAAAUCUUGCAAAGGCUGCUGCUUCUCCUACAAUUCCAGUUGCUAAUGAAUACCAGAGUUUCAAAGAAACUCGUAGGCAUAGCAAGCUUCAAAACCUGGUGGAUUUAGUAAUGUGGAGAGACCUAUCGAGAUCUGCAUUAGCCUUUGGAUUGGGCACAUUUAUCAUAAUCUCAUCCUCCUACUCUAAAGAUCUCAAUGUCAGUUUCAUUUCUGUGAUUUCCUACCUGGGUCUUGUUUAUCUUGCCACCAUUUUUCUGUAUAGAUCACUUAUUUGCAGGGGAGUUAUAGAUAUAGAUGAUGAUAGAAGCUAUGUGGUGGGUGAAGGUGAGGCAAUUUGGUUAUUAAAAUUGGUUCUGCCUUACUUAAACGAGUGCCUGUUGAAAAUUAGAGCCCUUUUUUCUGGUGAUCCUUCCACUACAAUGAAGAUGGCAGUGCUACUCUUUGUUCUUGCCAGGUGUGGCAGCUCCAUAACCAUCUGGAAGAUGGCAAAAUUGGGCUUUUUCGGCGUUUUCAUUGUACCAAAAGUCUGCUCUUCCUACUCCACACAGUUAACUGCAUAUGGUAAAUUUUGGAUUCGACGAUUUCGCGAUGCUUGGGAGUCAUGCUCGCACAAAAAGGCCGUGGCUUUAGGUAUCUUCUCCCUCGUCUGGAACCUGUCUUCAAUGGUUGCUCGCAUUUGGGCUGUGUUUAUGAUGUUUGUGGCCGUCCGAUAUUAUCAACAGACUAUGGAGAGAGAUGAUUGGGUGGAGGAGGAGGAUGCAGAAGCUGAUGAGACGUGGCAUGGAGAUAGUGGAGGACAGAGACAAGGGAGUGGUCCCGCUUCGAUAGACGUAAAUGAAGUGAAAAAGGGAUCCUAAGAAGAUUGGUAUAGUGUAUUAAUUGAUGUGGUGUGAUACGAAAUGGUUUGUAUUUUCUUUUUCUCAUUCUUGUAUUUCUUUUUUUUUUCUUGGAUAUUUUACUGUAAAUAUUUUUUUUUGGACAUGACUAACGAGCUCCGAUGGUAAGUUGGCAAAUAAUUGUCUUUCUUACUUCA